Molecule: messenger RNA, 1293 nt
Organism: Paramecium sonneborni
Lineage: Eukaryota; Ciliophora; Oligohymenophorea; Peniculida; Parameciidae
Source: the annotation of a GenBank genome assembly
AUGGGAGGAAAAGAAUCAAAAUUAGAGAAAAAUAAUGAUUAAGAAAAAAUAAAUUAGAUGUAUACUUAAGCAAUUGAGAAGGAGAAGGGGAAGGAAGAAGUUUAAAAUUCUUAGUUAAAACCAAUUGAAAAGGUUUCUAAUCCAUUUCCAGAAAUACCGAAUUAUAUGGAUUUAUUAAAUUAAGUGUUACCUGAGAAUAAAUAUCCAAAGGUACCAAAUUAUUUAACACAUGAAUUAAUAACAGAUUUAUAAAUGUUGAAGCAUAUAUUAACAACAGCAUCGACUUGUUAAUAGAAACCAAGUAAAUUAAAUAUGGAUCAACCUCUAAAUUCUUCAAAAUUAAUAGAAGUAAAUUAACAUUAGAAUAAAUUAUAAUAAUUUUAGUCUUCAUUACUUUUUGAGGUUCAAAAAGGAUAGUUAUCAUAAGUGAUAGGGAAUGAUUAAGAAGAGUUAAUGAAGAUUAAAUAAAGUUAGGUAAUAGAGAGUUUGAAAUUGAUAACUAAAUAUGCAUAUUUUUGUUAAGGUUUAUUGGAGAGAAUAUCUGAGACAUCAAAAGAGUUUUUAGUUUCACUCAAUAAUCUUAUUUUGAGUACAAAUAUGAAUUCUAUCUUGUUUUAAUAUAUAGGAUAUUAUGAUGAGGAGAAUAAAAUGAUUAGAGAAAAUACAUAAUCAUUAUUUAAAUAAUUUUAAGAGUCUUAAUAAUUUCAUUAAGUGAUAAUGAAGUAUUUAGAUAUAGUAAAAGAGUAAUUAAAGAAUGUAGUACCUAUAUUAUAGGAUAUUAAUGAUUGUUCAAAUAUAUUUUAAUUUGAGGAGGAAGAAGAAGAAUCAUUUAUUUAAAUUUAUUAGAAAAUUUAAUCUGAACCAUAAAAAUAGGAAUUUUCAAUAUAAUAAUUAAUUGAUCAAAAGUAUUUAUUUAAAUUUUAUGAUAGAAAAUUUUAAUAAAAGGGGAUUGAAAAAGGUGAGUAAAUAUUAGAAGAUUAGAAAUAUGAGAAUUUUGUAUAAACAAAAUUAGAUGAUAGUGAAGGUUCAAAAUAGUUUACUAUAUUAUUAAGAUAAUUCAUAGAGAUAUUGGAAAAGAAAAUAUAGAAUUGGGAAAGUUCUUUAAGAGAAAUACUUAUAGGAACAUCUGAGAAAGAUAAAAUAAGAUUACUUUUAUGUGAAUUUAACAAAUUGUAAAUACAAUCUUCAUUGAAUUUGGUUCAUUUUUGUAUUAAUGAAUUGCAAAAUAAGAUGGUUUAAGAUGAUUCAGUUGCUCAGUUAUAGAAAGUUAUUCAAAGAAUAGAUAAAAUAUGA